Molecule: messenger RNA, 12670 nt
Organism: Amphiprion ocellaris (clown anemonefish)
Lineage: Eukaryota; Metazoa; Chordata; Actinopteri; Pomacentridae
Product: tight junction protein ZO-2-like
Exons: 23
Coding region: 177-3947 (1256 amino acids)
Biological process (GO): protein localization to cell-cell junction; cell-cell junction organization; establishment of endothelial intestinal barrier
Cellular component (GO): bicellular tight junction; plasma membrane
Molecular function (GO): cell adhesion molecule binding
Source: RefSeq, a predicted model, not a curated record
UUAAGCACUUGCUCUCGUGGCAAGCCUACUUUGGUCGUGAUGCCGUCUACUACACCUACCCAAAGUGGGAGAGACCAUGCUAAAGCAGUAUUUUGCUAGUGAGGGCAUUGAGUUUGACAGGGCAAGGCAACCAUUCAUGCUCCACUCCAUGCACUGAGGAAGCUCCUCUGCUAGCCAUGAGUCUCGGGUGGCUGCAGAGUGGCUGCUGUGCCAGCUAUCCCAGCUGGCAUCAGUGCAGGCAUGCCGAGGCAGGCAAGGUUGAAGCCUCGGAUGGCUACAGGGAAGACAAAGGCAACAGCAGCGGUGAGGGGGCCAGGAUCCAUCUGAGGGGACUGGACACUGAACAGCUGAAAGGCAGCCUGGUGGUCCUCUACACACCUGCUGGGAACUCCUGUCUUCUCAGAUUGAACUCAGGGAUGGAAGAGAUGGUCUGGGAGCAGUACACAGUCACACUGCAACGGGACUCUAAGAUGGGUUUUGGCAUUGCUGUCUCAGGUGGUCGUGACAACCCCAACGUGGAGAGUGGUGAGACGUCAAUCAUUGUGUCAGAUGUGCUGCAGGGAGGCCCAGGAGAUGGAUUACUCUUUGAGAACGAUCGUGUCAUUCAAGUCAACUCUAUCCCCAUGGACAACGUGCCUCAUUCUUUUGCUGUGCAGUCCCUCCGUAAAUGUGGGAAAGUAGCCAAAAUAACAGUGAAGAGACCUCGUAAGGUGGCAGUCCAAUCCCUGAAGCAACCUCCAUCCCCAGGCGGGGACAGUCGCGACUACACCCCCUCCACCCACUACUUUGACGCUGACAAUGACAGUGGCUGGUACCGUAAUGACAUCCGGGACCACACCUCUGAUAGCAAAGGGCACCUGGACCCUGAGUACAGGGGAGGACGGGACUACAACCAGAGAGGGAGGAGCCGUGGUAAGAGCCAGGAAAGAACCUCACCCAGCCCUGACAGAUCCAGGAGGGAGGUGCGAGCACUGGACACCACCACUGACCAUCAGAGGUAUCAUAGCCGAGGACGCAGUCCUGGGGACAGCUACCACAUGGAUGACAAGUAUGAACGAGGAGAAGGAGGAGGAGGAGGAGGAAAAAUUGGGAGGUUUAGGAGCAAGGGCCAGCUUAAUGACAACCCAUCUCCAGAACCCAACAGAGAUCUGGAGCCACUGGAGAAACCUGUCAACGUUCUUCUGGUGAAGAACAGACCCAAUGAAGAGUAUGGUCUACGUCUGGGCAGUCAGAUUUUCAUCAAACAGAUGACCAGUACAGGCCUGGCUGCAAAGGAUGGAAACCUGCAGGAGGGGGACAUCAUUCUCAAGAUCAAUGGGACAGUCACAGAGAACCUCUCUCUCCAUGAUGCUGGGAAGCUGAUAGAGAAGUCAAGAGGGAAACUGCAGCUAGUGGUGCAGAGAGAUCGUCGCCAGAUCCUCGUUCGCAUUCCCCCGCUCACAGACUCUGACUCUGACAAUGAUGACAUAUCAGAGAUGGAGUCAUCAUACCACUCCUAUUCUCCCCCAGAAGAGAGGAGGUCCCGCCAGUCUGACCUGUCCUCCCACUCUUCUAAUGAAAGGGACAGCCACAGGGAAGAACAAAAGAGAACAGCUGAGAUGUCAGCGAUGGCCUCUCCAUUUAGAGUGCCUGAAGAUCCCCUGGCAUCAGCUGAACUGAACUCAGAUGAACAGCACAUGGAGGAGCUUCCAGCUGCUGUAACAACAACACCCAAGAUUCUCCUACAACCUAGUCAGGAAGACGAAAAAAUAUAUGGGCCAAACACGGUGAUGGUAAAUUUCCAGAAGGGAGACAGUGUUGGACUGAGGCUCGCAGGAGGCAAUGACGUCGGCAUCUUCAUUGCUGGUGUUCAAGUGGGCAGUCCUGCUGAGGAAGAGGGCCUCCGUGUUGGAGACCAGAUUCUAAAGGUGAACAACGUUGAUUUUCAAGGUGUAGUGAGAGAGGAAGCAGUCCUCUUCCUACUGGAGAUUCCAAAGGGGGAUGUGGUCACAAUCCUGGCACAGAGCAAACCUGAUGUCUAUAACGAUAUCUUGGCAUCGGGGCGUGGAGACUCCUUCUUCAUCCGCACCCAUUUUGAGUGUGAGAAGGAAACAUCUCAGAGCCUGGCCUUCAGUCGUGGGGACAUCUUCAAGGUGGUGGAUACCCUGUAUGAUGGUAAACUGGGCAACUGGCUUGCUGUCCAUGUUGGCAAGGACAAGCAGUUGCUGGAAAAGGGUAUCAUCCCUAACAAGAGCAGAGCGGAGCAGAUGGCCAGUGUCCAGAGCUUUCAUAAAGUUGCGUGUGAUCGAGCUGACUUCUGGCGGUUGCGAGGCCAGCGUUCUGUGAAGAGGAAGGACCUAAGGAAGAGCAGAGAAAACUUAAGUAGUCAAAGCCUGACCACCCACUUCCCAGCAUAUGAACGAGUGGUGCUCCGAGAAGCUGGUUUCCGACGCCCUGUGGUGCUGUUUGGCCCUAUUGCUGAUGCUGCUACUGAGAAACUGGCAUCUGAGAUGCCUGAUCUGUUUGUAAUUGCCAAAACUGAGCCAAAAGAUGCUGGCUCUGAGAAGUCCUCUGGCGUGGUUCGUUUGAACACCAUACGACAAAUAAUUGAGCAGGACAAGCAUGCCCUUUUGGAUGUGACACCCAAGGCAGUGGACACCCUGAAUUACACCCAGUGGUAUCCUAUUGUCAUCUUCUUCAACCCUGACAGCAAGCAUGGCAUUAAGGCCAUGAGACAGAGGAUCCUACCCAACUCCAACCGCAGUGCCCGCAAACUCUACGAACAGGCUGUCAAACUAAGGAAGACCUGUUCUCACUUAUUCACUGCCACCAUUGAUCUGAACUCUACCAAUGAUGCCUGGUAUGGCAGUGUUAAAGACUCCAUCCGAGAGCAGCAGAUGCAGGCUGUCUGGGUUUCUGAUGGCAAGCUGGAGGGAGUAGAGAGUGAUCUGGACUGCCAGGACAUGGAGCGUUUGUCCUUCUUAUCCGCCAUGUCUGCUGACUACCUCAGCUUGGACAGCCGACUGACCUCCGACCAAGAUGACACCGUCGACGAGGGUGGGGCCUACACCGACAAUGACCUUGAUGUGGAGACAAUGCACAUCUCCGCCAUUAGUCGCUCGUCUGAACCUGUCACAGCAGAGGAGAUCUUGCGUAGGUACAGUCCAGACAUCAGGAGUCGCAUGACGAAAAUCAGCAGCCGUGAAGUCCUCAACAGGUCCAGCCCUCCACCUGUUUUCUUGACAGACAGCAAGGUAAAGCUGUCUCUGAAGGAUGAUCCAGUUCUUAUAUUGGGCUCCAGCAACCCACAUCAUCACCACCAUCAGCAGCACACCAACCGAAGUUAUGACUCUCCAUCCAGCAGCAGCCCCACCAGCAGCAAUAACGACCCUCCACCACCUGUCUUUCAUUCAGCUGCCUCCUCUGGCCUGGCACCCCGACCUUCACCUCACCACCUCAACUCUUUUGGCAAACUGCAGCCCCUGGGAGCACCCCAGCUUCCUGUUACGUCCAAGCCCAGCAGCUGCAGGAACAAUAAAGAAACUGUAGUUCACUCACCUGUGACUCUGUCCAGUGCAACUUUGACCACUGAUAAGCAGCAAGAGGAGGCAGCCGAGGACAGCCCUAUGGAGGAUCCAUCCAUGAGGUCUUUCCGGGGGAAGAUCAAAGCGUUUGAGAAGAUGGAUCACUUUGCCCGAGCCCAAAGGGUGCUGGAACUACAAGAGGCGCAGAAUGCCAGGUUGGAAAUUGCUCAGAAGCACCCAGACAUUUAUGCUGUUCCUCUGAAGACAACCAAGCAGGAUCACAGUCGCCCAAAGGUCAGCUCCAGCUCCUGUCCUGAACCUCAGACUCCUCUACCCUCCAAGCAGGGACAUCCCCUCUACCUCAGCAGAGAGGAAGCAGAGGAGGAGUCGGUGCCAGGGUACCACACCUCCAAUUCCCACCAGUACCAGGACACUGAAUUGUAGGGUCAUCACACAGCGGCUGCGCCAGCCCUCAGCAUUCAUGAUACACAUGCAGUGCAGUUGCAGUGUACUUACAUAUUUACCAUUCCAUCUUGCACUGCACUGGACAAAUCACCUGCUCACUUUAAAAUGAUUUUUGCCUCUUUGAUAUUUGUAAAAAAAAAAAAAAAAGAAAAAAAAAAAAGGACUUUCCUGGACAGUCUGUAUAAUCCAUUUGGAUAAAAACAUGCUGUCUACUCUUUACUACUAUGCUAUAUUUAAUUGUUUCUUUCUAACAUAUCACAUUAAUGGUCAAAACUGAGUGAUCAGGAACCAUUUGUUUUCUUACCUAUGCAACUCUUUCAGUUCGUGCACAGCAACUGAAACCUAUUACCAUGAGUUUUGCCCUCACAAAAACCUCAACAAAUCCCCCAAACCACAGCGCAUUAUAUCUCAUCUAUCACCUUCCUUUUUUAGGCUCCUAUUAUUGCCAGCUAUAUUCAACAAAUAUUGUAUGUAUUGUAUUGUAUGUAUUAUGUAUAUCUAUAUAUUGUAUAUAUUACAUGGUGUAUAUUUAUAUAUAUAUAAAUACGCACACACGCACACACACGCACACACACACACACACACACACACACACACACACACAGGUGACAAGUUAAAAGAAAAACAACAUCAAGUGUCUCAUUUGGGUGUUAGGCCAGCAUUUUCCACAAGACCAGCUUCAGUGUGCCUUGGCAUUGGUUUUCCAAGUCUCUGGAAUUAUCUUGGACUGAUGGAAUAUGAUUAUUUCAAAAGAUAUACCCUCUUUUGAUGUCUUGAUGAUCGUGGCGGAGACACUAGCACACUGGUUCAAACUCUCCCAUAGAUGUUGAACUGAGUUUAGAUCUGUGACUGUGAAUGCCAUAAUAUGUUAUUCAUAUCAUUUCCAUUUUCAUCAAACCAUUCAGUGACCCCUCAUGGCCUAUAGAUGGGGACAUUGUCAUCUAGAAAGAGACCACUCCCAUCAGAAGAUCACACGGAACAGCUUUCUAUUGAUUUAAGGUGACCCUGCUCUCUGAGGGAACUAGUGGAUCCAAACCAUGGCUGCAAAAUGCUCCCACAGCAGAACAGAGCCACUGAAUCCUUUCACUGUUGGGGUCAAGGGACAAGGUUUUUCUUUUCCUUUAAUUUGUCACCCGUCAGUUUUUUGAAGUGCCUUUUACUUUCUUACUUCCAUGGGGUUUGGGUUGUCUUUCUGCCGCCACUUAGCCUGACUAAAACCUCUGCUGCUGUCAAGCUUAAAGGGAAACCAGGGAACCACUAACCCCAAAACCUUAAUGCUGUUUCCACACACUUUUCUGUGUGCCAUCACCUCCAGUGACAAAUCACACUCACAAUAAUACAGAACAUACCCUGCAACCCCUCGUCAGCCUCUGGAAUUCCAUGGAAAACAAAAUCAAUCUAACACCAGUUUGAAACUUUAAGUUGAAAUGAGUUGGUUAAAUAUAGGCCCAGUCAUUCCAGUAUUAAAACAGUUAAUUUUCUUUGGAAAACCAAGUAAUUCCAAUUUUGCUGCUUGUCCAUAGUUUUAGUUGACCAGCUUUUUGGAGCAAAGUGAUCUGUGUCACUUUUUGAUAUGGUGAGGUGAACUGUGACAGAUGCCAUUAAGCAUUAGUGAGUCAGAGUCCUAAACAAAGGAGCCAAUCAGAGCUUAUUAAUGGACUAACAUUUUAAACCUCCUCAGUCACAGAAUACACUGCUCUACAAAUAUGGCACAGAGUUUAGAUAUUUGCCAGACAGAAAUCAACAGUUCAAGUAUGUCUCUUGAGUAAACUGAAUGAAACAAUUGUACAACUUGUUAACUACCUUUGUAAGCUGAUCUGGCUAUCUUGGAGAGAUAUUGUGGCUGACUAGUGCCGGCGUGUUUCCAGCUAGUCAGCAUGUUAGCAGUUUCUGAACUGAUGGAGAUUUUGUUGUAACACCACAGUUAGGCUGGUAACAGCAAGACUGACUCACCCCAUCACAUUCAGCUCCUGUCAUACCUCCAUCAGUAAGCUUCCACCUACACCAUUUUACUAUUAGCCGUACCAUCUUCUGGUAUGGCUGGGUCUUAAAAAUGAUUUUUCUCAUUUUUUUGGCCAAUGUUGGUGCUCAGUGUUCAUUUCUGUGCUGUUUUCGCACCGCUCCUCCCAGCCACCAGGGAUUUAACAGUCUGAAUGUAUGGCCAGCAUAGUGAGGACUCACGCCUGGAAAUAUUUUGUCGAUGAAGUUUUUGCUGGUGGCGCUCUCUUGUGUCUAUCCAGCCAUGGUGUUUAUCACUGCCUAGAUAACUUUGUUAAAGGUUCUAUAUACAAGAUUUUGAACGUUAAUAUAGCAUUGAUAUUGCAGAAAACAUCUAUUUGCUGCGUUAAGAUACAGUAAAGUAAUGGUAAGCCACACUCCAUCAGUGUGUGUUGUAAUGUUGUAGUCAUAGAUGGAGGUUUUCUGGAUGUAUACCCCACCCCCACCCUUCCAUACACACAUACUAUCACAAACACACUCCCAUCAACUAGCCCCCAAAAACUGUUGGCCCUCCAUGCAUUUACCAACAGAAUGUUGACAGAAGACAAGAGCAAUCUCCCACACCUCAUUGUAAAGUACAAUUGCUGUCCAUAGCAUUUCAGCCAGUGCCUCAAAAAAACCAAAGAAUUUAAAAACAAGGUAUUUUGUUGUUGUGUUAUAUUGUUUUUUUCUAUCUUCUUUUUUGUCAAUUGUUUCAUUUCAGCUCUUUGUAAGAGUUUGUGGUGCUUAUUUCCCUGCUGUCUCCUCAUCUCUGCUCAGUUUGUUCCUCUCUAAUGUGUGUGUGUCCAUGUUUUACUUGCUGUUUCUACUCUGCUGUGUGCAACAAACAGUCAAACAGACAGAGAUGGACUGGAGAGGAGCAAACACAUGCAGCACAGCGUAGAAGGGACAGGUCAAGUAACGACCACGUUAUUAGAGUUGACAACAACUCAUUACAGCUGCUUAGUAUAUUUUACAAUGCCAGUGUGGGCUAAUGAUUGUGGGUGGAUUUUUCUGUUGUUGUAGAGAAAUUUGAAAGGAGGAGGAAGGUGCGGCCAACAUCCCUGUUUGUUUUGGUUUAAUAUGAGAGUGUUCUAGCGACAACCAGUGGUUCUGAAUGUUGUAUACAACAUAGAGCCAGUCAUAGGACUUUGGUGACCCAAAACAAAAUUUUGUUUGUAGCACCACAACACAACCAACCAACAAACCACCAAAUCACAUACACUGCUCAUGAGUAAAUGAGAAGACACACACGUGUAAUGGAGAUGGACAAAUAGAACAACAGCAACAAAUCUCUUACAGUAUUUGAUAGACAAUGUAUAUUUAAAAUAUGUAUAUUUAAAUGUAUAUUAAAAUCUAUUCAAAUCUGAUUAGUAAAGAAACUAUUUACAGUUGUAAAAUAAUCUGAAUAAUAAACAAUAUUUCAACAUAUUUAAACUACAAACCAACAAACUUGCACAUUAUAAGGUCUGGUAAAGACAAGUAAACACAGCUAAAAAAUGAACACCAGUGGGGCUCUAAUACCACAGUUAUGAUCUGCAGCUACAGUCACAUUGGAGGACAGAGUAGAUGUUUGUGAAGUUUCAGACCAUGUUUCCUCAGCAGCAGUCAUGCCAGCUGAUAAGGUCGAUGGCCCUGAUAACCACAGGUUCCUCCAAAAUAUGUCAAUAACACCCCUGAAAGGAUUAGACAUUAGGUCAAAAUGUUACAUCAAGACACAAAUUCGAUGCUCCAAGAGAACAAUAGCUUGUUCACAGGCAAAGCUGGCCUUUAAAAAUCAAAAAUGAUGCUCAUGCUAGUCACAUUAACUAGUAAGAAAAUUGCAAAAGAUCAGGCUUCAUCUAUUGAAAGGCAUUAUAGUUAAAACUAUUUUUGGGGCUUUCUUCAGUUUAAUUUGUUCAUAGUCAAAACCUGCCUUUACUGUUGUAAGAAAAAAAUCUAAAAUGUUAUUUGAUGCUUACAAUCCUACUCAGCAAGCAGUAAAAAAAAAGAAGCAUGUCCUCGAAUGAAUGUAUCUUACUGCAAGUAUUAUUUGUUUAUCCAAGCCUGAUCCAGUGGCCAGGAAAUGUAUGUGAACUGUUGCCAUAGAUGAACUUACUGUACACAAGCUAAUGAUGCAUAAAUGAUCAUAAUCUUUAAAUCUUUGAUUUAAAAAUUGAAUACACCCAUUAAACAUUCACAGUGCAGGUAUAAAAAGUAAACUGCUUUGGAAGCAAAACCUUAAACAAGUAUUUCUGGAGCUACAGAUCAAACUGUCACAUUCAGGGUGAAUUAUGUUCUUCCUUACAGAACUAUAUUCAGCUCCACUCUAUUUUUUGGCUGUCCGGUGUGAACGGCUCUUUUCCCUGUAUGUCCAUAGGGUUAAGGUCUAGGCUCUGACUGAGCCGUGAUAGAAGUUAUACUUUCUUUGUUUUAAGUCAUACUGUUUGUUUGAGUUACACUUUGGUGUUUCAUAUAUUGAUUCUUUUAUGAAUAUUUUUGUGGCUGACAUUAAGUACUGAACAGAAGUAAGUACACCACAGUAAUUCUAUUACUUCAAAGUUGAUCAGUAGGGUAUUUGCACUUACAUAAAAUAAACACUAAUAAUUUCGAUUUACUUUGUUAAAAAUACAGGCCUCACAGUAGAACUCAAUGCAACAAAUUGCAGUACACCUUUCAUUACUGAGAUUCAAAUCUUUUAUUUUAACAAUACUUCAUGUGUUCAUCUUUAUUUUCAAUGACAGACUCAAUCCUCCUCAGCAUGGAGGAUAUCAGGUCCACAAGUUUCUGCAGAGAAUUUUUGCUGAAGGGGUUGUGUUGCUCUGCCUUUCUUUUUAAAAAUACCCCAAAAGCGUUCAACUGGAUUCAAGGCACAUUUGAUCAGGUCAUAGUUUUCCCUUUGUUUCAUCGUUUAGAAAGUCUUGAAUGGUUUUAGCAGUGUGCUUUAGAUGAUUAUCAUGCUGGAAUAUUCUUCCUCUGCCAGAUGUUGCAGACUAGGAGCCAUCUUGUCAGCCAGUAUUUUGGUCUAACACCAGGCAUUCAUGGCGUAUCUAUAAAUAUGAUCUGUCCAACACCUUUUGCGCUAAUGCAGCCCAGUAUUAUCACAGUGCCACCUUCGUGCUUCACUGUCGCUACGCAUUCACUGUGGUAGUCCUGACCAGGUUCAUGGUAAACAUGUAGGACCCUAUCUGAGCCAAGUUCAUUUUGUUGUCCUGAGCUCACUAGACCAAAGAAUGUCCCCAUAUUCUUGAGGCCUCUUCUUGUGUUCUUUAGCAAAGUGUCAUAUUUCCGUUUUGUGCCAAAGAAUAAGCAAGGUUUUUUCAUUGAGUACUGUCCAUACAAGUUGCCAUUAUGACAUGCCCUUCCCACCAUUUCAGGCAUUUUAAUGAUAAAUCUUGUGCCAAGUCGGAAACUCUUGCUUGUCUGGUUUUCGUAGCUACAUUGAGCAAAUACAGCAGGAUGACCACUGCAGCUCUGACUAGUGAUACAAUGGUUUGUUCUACACCUCACAAUUGCUGCUCACUAAUAUUUCAGUUUCAUUUUUCAUCUUUGUGAAGUCUCACAAUUAGAUUUUUCAAAUCCUGUGGCAAUUCUUUUCCAUUUGAAGCUGUAACACAGACAUGCAGAGACAGUCAAUAGUUCUAAGAUCAAAAAUGUUCUGGUCAUCAAAGUUUGUUUUAUAAUUACAUUCGUGCAGUUAUACUAAUCGGAAACCACAGAUGUACUAAGUUUUGGUUCAGUGAUCACAAGUUUUAUAAUUUGUGUUUCAGUGACCAUAGAUUUGCUUUGUUACACUUAGUUUCUCUUUUUGGCCCUGUAAGACCAAUACAUUGUUGGUCAAAAUGUUGAUUACAAAAUAUUUUGUUGAAGGUUUUAGCUCUGGUUGCAUAAAUGAUUUUACUAUUUCAUCAGAAAUUUGAAAUAAUUCCAAAGUAUACCUAUAAAACAAAUAAAUAAGCCUUUAUAGACAGCAUCAGAAGAGCUAAGACAAUCUUCUAAUAAUACUAAAUUACAACAAUUUAAUAAUAAAUGUAUGCAAAUGCAAAAGUUAAUGUAAGACACCUAAACAGUUAAUAACGUGCAUGACCUCCCCUUGCUUGCAAGGUGGCAGCCAAUCUGCAAGGCAGACUCCCCACUAUUCCGUCUGACAUUGCACUAUGGAGACUUGCCCGUUCUUCCUGUAAAAACUGACCACAUUCACUAAGAUUAGCAGACUCUAGGUUUCUGGCAGCAACCGUACGCCCAACAGCAUCCCACAAAUGCUCAAUGGGUUCGGUGCCAGGCAGCAUGCCGGUUGGUGCAAAACACACAUUCCCUACUGGUCAGGAAAAUCCUGCACAGUUUGUUCUCUGUGUGCUGGGGCAUUAUUAUCUUGGUGCCUCAAGUCCUCUGUGAAUGUCUGCCAGGCCCAUGGCAGCAGGUGAUGUCUCAGUGUAUUACGAUACGCAGCCCCAGUGACAUUGGCCCCAAAGAUGACCAGGUCUGAUUUGCCAUAGGAGUGAAAGGCCCCAUACAUGCACAAAUCUGCCUCCACUGGAAAGUAUUGACUGUACACAAUCCUCAUUAAAUUUUUCACCUUGUAUUUGAUGUAUCCUGGCUUGGCCAUUUGUUCUAUACAACAGAAAAUGUGACUCAUCUCUAACAGGACGUGUUGCCAGUAAUUUACAGUAAGGGGCUCGGUGCUGCCUGGCCCACUGGAGGAGUUCCUGCUUGUGUGUCGUGUUUAGAUAUGGCUUCCUGAUCAGUCUUCUGACAUUCAGACCCUUUCAACCAAUCUCCUGCUGACUGUCUCAUGACUACUUAAAUAUUUGCAUCCUGCCUCAGAGAGGCAGCAGCAUGUUUAUCUACCACUAGUGCCCCAAAACCAUUCAAUUGGAAACAGAAAUGCCAGUCAAAUAAUUACUCAACUUAGCUUCUGUUAUGUUGACUAAAAUAGUGCUUUACAACUCCUCCAAUUUACAUGCUGUCACCAACAUUUUGACCAACAGUGUAUGUCAAUUGGAAUAGGCUCCAGUCCCUGACUUUUUUUUGAUUGUUCACAGGGGAAAUACACCAAAGUUUAAAUUAGAAGUAUUACAGUUACUGAGGAGUGAUACAAUUUGGAAUCAUUUGCCAUUUAAAUGAAAUUGUAGAGGGAUGUACUCACUUUUGAUGUAUAGCAUUGUAGAAACCCCCCCUGUUUCACUAACAUACAGCAUGCACCAAAGCUGAGUACACCCCUGGUAAAUAGCAUUGAAAUGUCAAACGAUUAAAAAUCUUGUUGAUGUAAUAUAUUUUGAUUUCUUUUUAGCCACAAUCUAAUCAUGGUCUUUUUUGUGCCAUUUUUUGAGUAUGCUUUUGUUUUGUUUUGUUUUGUUUUGUUUUGUUUUGUUUUGUUUUGUUUUGUUUUGUUUUGUUUUGUUUUGUUUUGUUUUGUUUUGUUUUUGAGGACAGCUACUGAGAAUUCUCUUUCAGGUAACAAGGCGCUCCAUAUACCUCGUAGCCACUGCUGCAACUGUGCUUCAUCUUAGGUUCAAUAGCUACUGAUCCUCUUGUACCCUUCCUAGUCUGUAAGUCUCAUUAUCUGAUUUACUACUUCAAGCAGAUUACUUAACCCUUUGAUGCAUAACCUGGGUCAAAAGUGACCCAAAUCCAAUGGAAAAUGGGUAUCUCCUGAUGUGGUCUAUGCAUCAAAGGGUUAAACACAACCCAGACAAAAACUGAGAAAGCUGUGGUGUUCACAAUAACCUUGUUCGCGUAGCUAGCUUUAAUCAGAACACACGUUUCAUUGUUUUUGUUGCACUGAGGUUUUACUUUGUGGCCCACAUUUUCAGUGAGUUCAAACUUGUAUUACACGGAAUCUAAACUCAUCUAACAUACAUUCAAAUACUCCUCAACUUUAAAAUCAAUGUCAAAGUACUCUUUGACAAAAUACAGGCAUGUGAUCUUUAUUUUUUUUUUUUUGAAUUUUUCGACAACCUGUCUAUCUGAUGACUAAUCAAUAUCUAAAUAUUCUAAACUUUGAGAUUGUUAUGAAUCCCUAUAUUUAUGCAAAUCCAAAACUCUUCUUGUGAGGCUUGGUUCACAGGAGGAGGCUCUUUUUGUGAAGAACAAACUCAGUGGUGUUUAUCAUGUCAGAAUCGAUCUAACCUACACCUCCAUCUUAUUUUUUUUGACUGCAGUCAUGUCCAAGUUUAAUAAAUGUAUGCAUGACUUAUUAAACGCAUUUAUGCAAUAAAUGCAUUGGAGACCAGCUAAAAUAAAAUCUCCAGUAAGUUGGUUUGAUCCAUCUGUACUAUCAGAUGUCCACAGAGUAGAGCAAAACAGAUCCAUUUUUAUGACAUUCUGACAAAUUAUUUAUAUAUGUAGAUUCUUAUUUUGAUGAAUUAGCAUACCAUAAAUAGAGUUAGAUCAGGUUCCCGAAACAACUGAUAUAUGCACAUCAGUGAUGAUCUUAGUGACACACUGUGGAAAACCUGUGCAGACAACUCAGAUUUUAACACCCCAUUUACUAACCUCUAGAGAUGGAAUCCCAGCCUUGUGUUCUGCCUGGGUCUUAUCUGUGGUAGAGGCUGCCAGCUGUCUUUGAUGUGGGCCCCACCAUAAGUGUGAAUAAAUUUUACCUCCAAACAUCAGUUGCAAAGUGCUUACUGUUCUAAUUCAAGUGCAAAGUGAUGUCUUUCAUAUGGAUUGGCAUUGAACUGAUGGAGUAUCAUGUUUCCAUGUUUUCACUUUAAAACACCAAAUAAAACCAAGUCUUAAUUUCC